Molecule: messenger RNA, 6305 nt
Organism: Zalophus californianus (California sea lion)
Lineage: Eukaryota; Metazoa; Chordata; Mammalia; Carnivora; Otariidae
Gene: IRS4
Product: insulin receptor substrate 4
Exons: 2
Coding region: 1-3771 (1256 amino acids)
Biological process (GO): insulin receptor signaling pathway
Cellular component (GO): plasma membrane; cytosol
Molecular function (GO): phosphatidylinositol 3-kinase binding; insulin receptor binding
Source: RefSeq, a predicted model, not a curated record
AUGGCGAGUGGCUCCUUCGCUCGCGACCAAGCGACAAGGAGACUGAGAGCUGCAGCAGCGGCAACGGCGGCGGCUCUAGCUGCGGUGGCGACCACCCCACUUCCUUCCUCGGGCCCCCCGACCGCACUCAUUGGGACCGGGUCGUCUUGUCCGGGAGCCAUGUGGCUCUCCACGGCCACUGGCUCCCGGUCAGACUCGGAGUCCGAUGAGGAGGACCUCCCCGUCGGGGACGAAGUCUGCAAGCGCGGCUACCUGCGGAAGCAGAAGCACGGGCACCGGCGCUACUUCGUGCUCAAACUCGAGACCGCCGACGCCCCGGCUCGGCUGGAAUACUACGAAAACGCCAGGAAGUUCCGGCACAGUGUCCGCGCCGCGGCCGCUGCGGCGGCGGCGGCGGCGUCCGGCGCCGCGGUCCCCGCGCUCAUCCCGCCGCGGCGCGUGAUCACCCUGUACCAGUGCUUCUCCGUGAGCCAGCGAGCCGACGCGAGGUACCGACACCUCAUCGCCCUCUUCACCCAGGACGAGUACUUCGCGAUGGUGGCCGAGAACGAGUCGGAGCAGGAGAGCUGGUACUUGCUGCUCAGCCGCCUCAUCCUCGAGAGCAAGCGCCGCCGCUGCGGCACGCCCGGCGCGCCGCCGGAUGGGGAGCCGGCCGCGCGGGGGGCUGCAGCGGCGGCGGAGCCACCCUUCUACAAGGAUGUGUGGCAGGUAAUAGUCAAACCCAGGGGGCUGGGGCACAGAAAAGAGCUGAGCGGCGUGUUCCGGCUCUGUCUUACCGACGAGGAGGUGGUGUUUGUGAGGCUGAAUACCGAGGUGGCCAGCGUGGUCGUCCAGCUCCUGAGCAUCCGUCGCUGCGGGCACUCGGAGCAGUAUUUCUUCUUGGAAGUCGGUAGGUCCACCGUCAUCGGUCCCGGCGAGCUGUGGAUGCAGGUCGAUGACUGUGUGGUGGCCCAAAACAUGCACGAGCUGUUUUUGGAGAAGAUGAGAGCCCUGUGUGCAGACGAAUACCGAGCCCGCUGCCGCAGCUACAGCAUCAGCGUCGGCGCCCACCUGUUAACCCUGCUGUCCACUAGGAGGCACCUGGACACGCUGCCGCGCGAGCCCGGCGGCUGGCUGAGAAGGUCCCGCUUUGAGCAGUUUUACCACCUCAGGGCCAUCGGUGACGGGGAAGAGGAGAUGCUCCUCACCAGGCGCUGCAUAACACCCAGCGAACCCGUGCCCCCCUCCAGGCGAGGAAGACUGCACCUGCCCAGAGCGCGCAGGUCCCGGAGAGCGAUUUCAGUGCCCGGCAGCUGUUUUCGCCGCCUCCCCCGCAGCCCGGUGUGUGUCCCGCCUGCCGCAGAAGUCCCGAACGACAGAGCUUGCCUGUCUCCGGGAGCUUCUGGCUCCGGCAGCUCUGGGGAAGAAGGCAGCCCUCGGGGCCCAGAGGGUCAGGAAGGAAACGGAGGUGACUACAUGCCCAUGAACAGAUGGGGCUCGGGAAAUGGCCGGGGUUCCGGAGGUGGCCAGGGCUCCAGUGGCCAAGGCUCCAGUAGCCAGGGUUCGAGAGGAAACCAGUGCUCGGGCGGGGGGCAGGGCUCCGGAGGAGGCGGCCAGGGCUCCAGCGGUGGCCAGGGGGCAGGAGGAAACCAGCGUGCCGGCGAUGGCCAGGGCACUGCAGGUGGGCACGGCUCGGGUGGUGGCCAGGGAGCCCGCGGCGGCGGACACGGCUCAGGCGGUGGGCGGGGAGCCGGAGAUGGCCAGGGCUCAGGCGGGGGCAAGAACCCUGGAGGGGGCAAAGGCUCAGGAAGUGGGAAAACCUCCGAGGGCAAUGGUGAGCGCGGAAAAUCUCUGAAGAAAAGGUCCUACUUUGGCAAAUUAACUCAAAGCAAGCAGCACAUGCCGCCGCCUCCACCGCCUCCGCCCCCACCGGCUGGAGCAACUGGUGGUAAAGGGAAGUCCGGGGGAAGGUUCCGACUCUAUUUUUGUGCUGACAGAGGAGCCCCAAAAGAACGCAAAGAGGCCAAGGAGGUCAAAGACUUAGAGACCCCAGAAGGGGCAGCGCGGGGUCCCCACAGAGCCAGAGCUUUGGACGAAGAUGAGGAUGACCCGUACGUGCCGAUGAGGCCAGGGGUGGCAGCCCCUCUCCCAAGCUCCAGUGAUUACAUGCCAAUGGCUCCCCAAAACUUCUCUGAUUCAAAAAAGCGCCACUCUCGGUCACCUUUUGAAGAUUCAAGAGGGUACAUGAUGAUGUUUCCCAGAGUGAGCCCACCACCUGCCCCAAGUCCCCCCAAAGAGCCGGAUCCUGAAAAGGAGGAGGAGUCAAAGGACAAUGAUAGCGAGAGUGACUAUAUGUUUAUGGCUCCUGGAGCCGGUGCAAUUCCAAAAAACCCCCCAAAUCCUCAGGGUGGCUCUUCCUCUAAAAGUUGGAGCUCCUACUUUUCCCUGCCAAAUCCUUUUCGGGGCUCCCCGUUGGGACAGAGUGACCACAGUGAGUAUGUACCAAUGUUACCUGGAAAAUUCCCCGGGAAGGGCCUAGACAAGGAAGCCUCAUCGAACGGGGGCCCCAAAGAUGCCCUUUCAAAGCCUUCAGUCGAGGCGUCAUUCUCGAAGCGUGGAGAUGGGGGGUCACCCUCAAAGCCUUCAGAUGAUGGGCCCCCCAAGAACAAGGCUAAGAGACCUAACCGCCUCUCUUUUAUCACAAAAGGGAAUAAAAUCAAGCCAAAAUCACAAAAGCCCACACGUGAACAGAGAGGAGCUGACAGCUCUCGUGACUACGUCAACAUUGACUUCACCAAGAGAGCGAGCAAUGUACCAGCCCCCUUUAUCCACGGACUGCCAGGUUCGUGGGGCAUCAUUGCUGGCCCCAGACCGACAGCCUUUUCUAACUAUGUGAAUGUGGACUUCGGACUGCCAUUUCCAAACCCAGCACACAGGCUCUCGAAUCUUUUAAGAGCCAUUCCAGGUGCCAACCCCCUCUUUCUGGAAGGUGCUAGGUGGCCACUUGCGACUCUUCCUCCCAGCGCUACAGGUGGUAGUGCGAAUGAGGAAGAGGGCGACUACAUUGAAGUGAUUUUCAAUCCAGCAAUGACACCGGCCGUGCCUUUUGGUGACAGUGCCAUUCGCUAUGAUGCUGAAACAGGUCGCAUCUAUGUGGUCGACCCGUUUUCUGAGUGCUGUAUGGACAUUUCUCUCUCCCCCAGCCGCUGUUCCGAGCCACCGCCUGUAGCUAGGCUGCUGCAGGAAGAACAGCAACUAGAGCGAAGACGCCCGCAAAGCCGUUCGCAAAGUUUCUCUGGGGCCGCCAGGGCCGCCGUCUCGGCUUUCCCAACGGACAGCCUCGAGAGAGACCUCUCGGCCUCCUUUGCCUCGGCCGCCGCCGCGUCGGCAGCUGUGCCAGCCUUAGCCUUGAGUCGGGCGUUAGCCGCCGCCUCGGCCCUGGCCGUGGCCCCGGGCAUCGGGGCAGCAGCGCGGGGCUUGGAGGCCGCCGCUCGGUUUGACUCCGCCUCCGUCCGCUGGUUCCAACCUGUUGCUGGCGCCGCUGCGGCCGCCGAAGCGGCCAGGGGGCCCCAAAAUGUUGCCGGUGGCUCGAGUCCGAGAGACCCCAACCCGUCGGCAGACCUAGCCGGAGGUGAGAACCGGGCCGCCGCGGCCGCCCCCCUCCCACCGCCUCGCCGCCCGGUGCCGAGUCCCCCGGAGCGAGAGGAGCCUGACGACGAAGACGACGACACCUACGUGAGAAUGGACUUUGCCAGACCUGACAAGAAGUUCGGCUCUCCCCGCAGAGAGUGAUUACAUUGUCACAAAAACACACUUUGGAAGAAAAGUGAUGCUUAUGGAGUUUCAUCUUUGUCCACUCCAGAUCUGCCUAAAAGAAAGAAAAUUCAGAGGCUUCUGAAUAGAAAACAGCCUGAAUUUCUAAAAGCUGACAAACGGAUGCUGGCAGGUGAAUGAUCCUAACAUAGAUCAUUCCUCCUGCUGCCUUAUGGAUCAAGUAAUUGUGCAUUAAGAAAUUCUCACUGUACUUUGCUUUUAUUUUCUGGUCCCCCCCCUCCCCACCAGUCUCUUUGAAAGGAAACAUAUGCUAUAAUCAACACCCAUUUCACCGAUGUAUAACACUUAGGUUUAGUUUGGAAGCUGAAAAUCCUUUACACAAGAGCAGAAAAAGAAAAAAAAAAGUUACGUUUAUGAGAAGGUAGGUAUGAUCUGGAAUCUUUUUCUUCUGAGUAGUACAUACAUAAAACAUUUCUUGAUCCAAGGAGUUAAAUGUCAACUGAACUGAUAUCUUGAUGGGACAUAUUCAGUAUCUUAAAGACAGGACCAAAGGACAGAUUACCGCAGUUUUUGCUCAUGAACAAAACUGCAACCUUCUGUCCACAUUAAAUGUCAACUGAACUUAUAUCUUGAAUGAGCAUUUUCAACAUUUUAAAGGCAGAACUGAGGAACAGAUUAUUUGUUCAUAUACAGUUCUGUGGUGUUCUGCCUGCCAAUCAAUUGAGCAUCUCCAAAACCAUUUUUUUUUUUUUAUUUUGAAACCUACAUUUUCCCCCUUUAAAGAAGCAAAGUUAUUCAAAGUCUCCUCACGAAGCCCCUCUCUGCCUCUCUGGGCCUCCCGCCCCCCCCCCACCAACCCCCCAUUCUUCCUCUCUCUCUGGCUCUCUGCUGGACACACACUCUCCCUCCCAUGCCCAGGGCUCCUAUAAAGAGAUCAGUUUCCCAUAUUCAAGAAAUUAGUGUAUAUGCAUCAAUGAGUAUUCUGAAACUUAAGCCAAAAGGAACCUCUUAUAAGGUCUUGUUUUCCUUAUGGAUAAUGAGCCUAUAUAAGAUGUAUAAAAAAAAAAAUCAGAGCAAGCUUCCUCCUCCUGUUUUUGCUUGCCUCUGAUGGAAACUGAAGUAAGAUUUUAGGAACCUGGACCUUUGAGAACAUGACACUAACAGGUGGUGAUCACAGAGGAUCGGUACAAAGGUCUUGAAGCUUGCUUAGAGCUUUGUCCCGUGAUGGCACACACACUGCGGCUCGUGCCAUGGCUGGCAAACCUCAUCAUACACAGAUGGGCGUGAGUGUAGAAGUGUGUGAGUGCUAGUGCGUGUGUGCGCGUGCAUAAUUGUGUGCGUGCGCGCCUCUGUGUACAUGUGACUGUAGGUGUACCUGUGUGUGUAACUCUGUUAAAAAAAAAAACUGCUUCGCAUUUAAUGUGCAACUUUGAAGUCGUGUACUAUUCACCUGAAGUUUCUCGCCGCUCGGUUUUGAUGUCUUUGAACGUGUACUUCUAUGUUCAAGCAGGCUUUAUAGUACAUGUUGCUAAACUAACUUUUCCGAAGAGCCGAGUUGACGUCUUUUUUUUAUUCCUUGCCUACCAACCAAAGGGAUGGAGGGGGCUCUUUUUUUCCCUUGUGAAUGGGGCCAGGGAGAGGAUGUAACCGCGGUCCCAGUCACUCCUUCGGUGACUGGUGGCCGCGAGGGCAGUAGGUUUCGUCAGUUCCUUCAGACUCUUCUCUUUUCCCAACCUAAUCAAAUAGUGCAGUAUGGCUUUUGUUCAAUAUGGUAACAGUGCACUCUAUAGGCAGCCUUUCUUCAAGUCUUUUAUUUUCAAGUAAGUUUUUAUUUUUAUUUUCAAGUAAGUUUUAAGUCACAAUCGUUCAGAAUUGUGGAAAGCAAAGAUGAUUUGGGGGAAAAAUGCUCUAUUGCUUUAUUUGUAUAUUAGGUUCAGGGGCUGCCAGCGACAGGGUAGAGCACAGGUGUAACACUUGCUGAAUAAAUGGGUGGGAAACCUGCUCUACAACAGUACAAACACAGAGUCACAGGGACGGCCUGACAAAUAUGCGGUCUUUCUGACACUACUUCUUAGUUUACAGACACAACUAAUUUAUUCAGUAUUGUGCUGGAAGAAUCCUUUUAGCAUAUGUGUACCAACAUAUCACUUACCUUCCAGCUACCGGUUUAUGCUGCUGAUAAGAAAAACUAGUGAUGGAACGAUUAUUAUUAUUAUUUCUUUUUUUCUUUUCUUUUCUUUCUUUCUUUCUUUUUUUUUUUUUUUUUUUUUUUUUUUUUGGUGACCUCUACAUUUAAUUUGGUAUCAGACAUAGUCACUUGGUCAGUAAAAACAAAAACGUUACAGUUCCAGUGGUUCAUUACAUUUGCUCUUUCUGCUUCACAGAUCUGCUUUGAGUUGCUCUGGCUUUGUCUUCCUUUGUAAAUACUCUUAUACUCUCAUUUCUUUGUAAACAUCUCAUUUGCAGUUUUGGGAGACAACCUUGCAACUUUGUAUAGUGUUUAUAUAUAUAUCUGACUUGCCUUUCCAUAGAGCUACUCGCAAUAAAUGUGU